Eutrema salsugineum is the source of this 909-nucleotide messenger RNA. Its product is annotated as ribonuclease 3-like protein 1. NCBI's taxonomy places the organism in Eukaryota, Viridiplantae, Streptophyta, Magnoliopsida, Brassicales, Brassicaceae. Bases 86 to 715 code for a protein of 209 amino acids. The transcript is spliced from 4 exons. The record is from RefSeq and is a predicted model, not a curated record.
GCAUAUUUUCUUUCAAAUUCUGUUUCAUGCAAUUUCUCGAUUCCCGAAACGAAACGCGACGAAUUGUGAGAUACUACUAUGAAAGAUGGAGGAUCAGAAAACGAAGCGGAUAAGCCAAAACCCAUCAAGAUCUAUCAUCAGUCUCAAGGAUAUUCCUCCUCUCGAUCCAUCUUCUAUCCCCACAAAUUCCUCUCCGAGACCAAGAACAAUGACGGAGCCAGUUAAUGUUGCAAAGCAGAGAUUUGAAGAGAAGAGUGAGUUGAAGCUUAAAAUGCUUAAUGGGGUUGAAGAAGACAAUGUCAAAUCGCUGUCCUUCUCUAACAUUCAGAUUGAUCCUAACAGCACAAGAACCGUAAACAUCAAACAAGAGAAGAAGCUAGUUCCCAAACCACAAGAAGAAGAAGAAGAAGACACCAAACAAAAACCUAAAGCUGAAACGAAGAAAGGGUCAGCAAAAUUGGUGUUACACGAAAUAUGUAGUUCCAUGCGGUGGAAACCUCCGGUUUAUGAGUGCUGCAGAGUCGAUGGACCUUGCCAUAUGAGAUUAUUUACAUACAAAACUGUGGUUGAGAUUAGAGAUUCUUCAGGGACAACUGUUUUGGAGUGUUUUGGGGAUCCCAAACGCAAGAAGAAAGCUGCGGCUGAGCAUGCAGCGGAAGCAGCCCUCUGGUAUCUUGAGCAUGCAAGGCGAAGCCAGACAAAGCUGCAUCAGUAAAGCAUCAUCUAGCUUUGUCCGUGAAGCAACGGGAGAGUAGAUUAGAGUUUUUACACAGUUGUAAGAGAGAGUCUUAGAAUAUAUACCAUCUGUUACUUAAUGGAUUGUACAGACUACAGUGUUGAUCUAAAUCAGAUUUUUUUUUUUUGUUGGUCCUCAAGUCUGUAUCAGUAUUUACUGAGAGUAAAUGUUCA